Messenger RNA from Xenopus laevis (African clawed frog), 2670 nucleotides. It is a transcript of the gene ccdc92b.S, whose product is annotated as coiled-coil domain-containing protein 92. The coding region runs from base 390 to 1310 and encodes 306 amino acids. Lineage: Eukaryota; Metazoa; Chordata; Amphibia; Anura; Pipidae. The record is from RefSeq and is a predicted model, not a curated record. The transcript has 4 exons.
GGGGAGGUACCCGUGAUGAUUUCAUCAUUGCCGAUGAGGCCACCCUCCCUUCCCCCUGCAGCUGCAGUGCCUGCCUUUCUAGGUACUUGCUAGGAGAGCCCCCAGUCUCAGCUAAGCAGCAACUGUCACGUUGCUGUGUUUACGCCUUAUCCCAGCCUAAUGCCUUGUUCCAGUGAGGAGGAGGAGGACAAGCUCACCCUGAGCGGGACUGCACGACUGGGAGAUGCCUGCGAGCACUUACUGUCUAUCUACUGGAACUCUCUAGUUACAUCCUCAAGCCUCUCUUUGCCCAUAUGUUGCCCGUCCUUCCUGCACCUCUAAUGAGGUGAAUCUGCACUGCACAGCCACCAGCAUUCUCUUCUCUGAGCAGGAGGCCCAUCCUGGCCAUAAUGGAGACGCAGUCGCUGGAACAGCAGAUUCAAAGCAUGGAGCGCAACAUUGCAUUCCUGAAAAAGGACCAGCUGGAAUUACUGCAUGAUCUGCACCAGGAGAUUCUCGGACUACAGAAACGUUGCACGGAACUGACCAUGGAGCUGGAAUCAAAACAAGUAGAGCUUUCACAGCAAGAUCAGAUUGAGCAAGAGAUGGAAGAAAAAUGUCGGAUGCUAGAGACGAGCAACCGUGAAAAGGAGCAAAUGAACUCCAGUCUCAAAAAGGAGCUCUAUCAUCGUGAGAAUAGGGUAGCUGCUCUGAGAUCCAGGUUAAGAGAUAAAGAGAGGAGGUUCUUAGAAGAGGUGAAGAGAAGGAGUCACCGAGUGACCAUUCUGAACACUGAGCUCCAAAAGCAGACCGAAGCUGCAGCCUAUCUCUCUUUCCAGCUGCACACCGCACAACAGAGACUUCACAGUGCCCAUCAGAGCUGCCAAGCUACGUUUGCCUCCCCUCCUAUUACUGUGCCCAGGCAGUCAAAUCUCGAAGGAAAAGUCAAAAAUAGAACCUAUAAAAACAGUAAUGCUUGGAAGCAGGAUUUGGUGGAUCUGCCAUGUACAUCUAUGUCAAGUGAUUCUUUUCUCCGAGAACAAAUGUGCAACCUUGAUGAUAUUGAACCUAUGCCGGACCCUGCACUCUUCUUAUACCCAAAGAGGUUUACACAUACGUCACGACAGAGACCAGAAGCCAAAUCCCAUAAAACGACUACUUCAGGUCAUAACUGUGCUGACAGAAGACUUGCAACACAAUGGCCGGAAAGCCUAUCAAUACAAGAUAAUGACACGCCUUCCACCAAUCCGGUUGUCAAAGCAAAGCUCCCAAAAAAUGAUAGAGGCAAACGGCGUGCUGUGACCCGGCAAGAAUCAAGAGAUUCCGAAUAACACGUCAGAAACCAUUACAGUGUUUAUACUGAUGAAGUUUGCACUGGGAAAAAAACCCUUGGACAGCAAAAUAUGGUAGAACAGAUCAUAAGACUAAGCCAUGUGAUUCCAGGUGUCCAUGGAUUGUGAUAGGCUAUUUUUAUUAUUGUCUUCCUCAAUUUCUUACCAGAUGUCCAUGGGGAGAAUAUUAAAGCCACCAACCAGUAGCAGAAAGCAGUUCUGAUAUUAUUAGAAUCAUACUGAACUUCUGCUAAAGUUAUAUUUUUAUAUCUACUCGCUUCUGGUGAGAGUUGCUUAUCCUCAUGCAUGAAAUGAGGACAAUGUUUUGUUCUAGUUGAUCUCCCAGAUCAAAUGUUAUAUGCUCAUUUGUAGAUCAUGCAGGCAUAACAAGAAACUUGACACUAACCUAUGCAGAUCCCCCCUUCUACCGCCUUCACUAUACAUGGAUUAUACCAUUGGGCAACACAUGUUGUACACAAUGGAGCAAUUACUGGAUGCUUGAGAUCCUUUAGCUGCUUAAAAUCCAUGAGUUAUAGGAUUAAUUAUAGUGUAAGUUAUACUUUCAGAAUAAGCUGAAAUUGUUGGCGAUGUUUUGCAGCAUUCUUUUGCAUUGAACAGAUUGCUGGAGAGAUCUGUUGAUUUUUAAUUGAACAAUAGAAAGCUAAAAUGUGUAAUGUACAAGCUGUGUGGUGCGAGAAUUGGUGGAAAUAGGUGAAUGGAUGUUCAGAUUUUUUUUACAGUACAGAAAGAGGUUUUAUUUAUUUUUACAUGCUACAACAGUGAGAAUAUAUAUAUUCAAGUUUUUGGACAAUUACUAAAUAAUGAGCUGGAUUCUCAGUUGUUAUAUCUCUGUUAUUUUAAUGAGAGAUGUUUCAGUGUAUACCAAAGUACCAAAUAAGGAAAAAUGUCCUUGUCAUUUACAGGUUGAAAAGCUUCUUUUUAAGCAUUAACUUCUGUAAUCAAAGUGGGCCAACAAACAGACCAUGGAUUGGCUACAUAACGGCAUCAUGAUGUGUUGACUCACUAUUAUACUAUUUCAUUUUCACCCAUAAUUGCUGAGUUUUACCCUUAAAUCAUUCACCAAGGACCUCCAUCCUGACAUUGUCCUUCAAAUUCAUUUAGUAAUGUUCUACCUCUUUUCUUCUACCACUUUUGUAACCAUAUUCUAUGCCUAGGUAUUUACUAGUUGUCAUUAUACCUGUAGCUGGUGCCAUUGUUUGAGUUGGCAACAUAGAACUGCCUAGACACUGAUACCACAUGAAUGAUCCACUUUAAUGUCCCAUCCCUGUUUAAAGGAAAACUAUACCUCCCAAACAAUGUAGGUCUCUAUUAAAAGAUACUGAGUAAAACAGCUCAUGUG